CGUUGGUAAAUCUGCGCGUGAGGUUUACGUUUUUUGAAAUCGCAUAAAAUAAAAAAUAUAUAUAAAUAAUAUAGAGUUAUUUCUUUGCAUAUUUUUUUAGAAGUAUAUAUAAUUACGGUACGAUUACAGUACAUAUUCUCAAAUAUACAUACAUAUACUGUUAUUAAAACGCGAAGACUAAUGCAGUUUUGAAACGGAAGAGUUUAGUGCUAUAUGAUAAACAAUAUGACAGCGUCAACUAUGCCAAAAACUGAAGAGGGCUCAAAUUCAGAGUCGAACCUCAAUGAUUUCAAUUCACGCACAGAUUUGGUUAAAAUAUCGGAAAACGAUGGUGAAUACAACCCAGCAGAUCAUAGAGAUCAAGCUAAAGGUCAGUCGACAGGUGGCGCUAUGGCUCAUUUCAUAAAAAGCUCAUUAGGUAGCGGCAUUUUGGCCAUGCCAAUGGCUUUUAAAUCGGGUGGUUUGCUGUUCGGUAUGAUUGCUACGUUGGUGGUGGGCUUCCUCUGUGCGCAUUGUGUGCACAUAUUGGUAAAAACCUCACAAAGUAUCUGCAAAGAUAUUAAAGUGCCUGCUUUGGGUUUUGCUGAAACCGUCGAGAAAGCCUUUGAAAAUGGCCCCAAAAGAUUGCAUUCGUGGUCGAAAUUUGCAAAAGUUUUUGUGGAUGCAAGUCUUAUGGCAACAUAUUACGCCGCCGCUUGUGUGUACAUCGUGUUUAUUGCCACAUCAUUUCACGAUGUGAUCAACUAUGACACCGGGCUUGAAUGGCGUUUGCGUGUUUAUAUUUCAUUGACAGUCAUACCUUGCCUAUUGAUUGGUCAGAUAAGAAAUCUGAAAUGGCUGGUGCCAUUCUCUGCGAUGGCAAAUGUUUUCAUACUGGUCACUUUUGGCAUUGUGUUGUACUAUUUAUUUAGCGAACCAUUGAUAUUCAGCGACAAGGCAUUAAUUGGCGAAGUCACAAAGAUACCGCUUUUCUUUUCCACAGUCAUCUUCGCUAUGGAGGGUAUCGGUUCAGUUUUGCCCGUGGAAAAUGCCAUGAAGAAACCGCAGCAAUUCCUUGGCUGUCCUGGUGUACUCAAUUCAUCUAUGUUCAUUGUUGUUAUAUUAUAUGCCGUUAUCGGAUUUUUAGGUUAUGUGCGUUAUGGUGACGCUGUGCAAGGCAGCAUUACAUUGAAUUUAAAAGAUGGUGAUGCUUUGGCUGAUACUGCAAAAUUACUAAUGGCCGUGGCGAUACUUUUCACUUAUGGCUUACAGUUCUACGUGCCUAAUGAAAUCCUAUGGAAAAAAAUCGCACACAAAUUCAAUGAAAGAAACCAUAAUAUAGUACAGAUAAUUAUUCGUGCAGUUAUUGUAGUGGUCAGUGGCGGCAUUUGUCUUGCAAUACCCAAUCUUGAAAUUUUCAUUAGUCUUGUGGGUGCUGUAUUCUUCUCCUUACUCGGUAUCUUUGUGCCCAGCGUUUGUGAAACAGUUUAUUUAUGGCCAAAUCGCUUGGGAUGGUACAAAUGGAAGCUAUAUAAGAAUAUAUUAUUAUGUGCAUUUGCGAUAUUUGCACUAGUUGCUGGAAGUUCUGCUAGUAUAGAUGAAAUUAUUACGAAGCUAAUACAAAAUAAAGACAGUUAGGUUGAAAAAUAAGUUUUAGCCUAUCUAGUUUAAAUUUGUCUAAGUAGUCAAUUUUGUAAUUUUAAUUUGUUGUUUGUUUAAUGAAAAAACGUAUUGUAAUAUUUUUUAAAUUUAGAAAUACACAAAAAAUAUUUUACACAAA
Messenger RNA from Bactrocera oleae (olive fruit fly), 1759 nucleotides. RefSeq names its product proton-coupled amino acid transporter-like protein CG1139. Gene Ontology annotation, molecular function: L-amino acid transmembrane transporter activity. Gene Ontology annotation, biological process: amino acid transmembrane transport. The record is from RefSeq and is a predicted model, not a curated record. NCBI's taxonomy places the organism in Eukaryota, Metazoa, Arthropoda, Insecta, Diptera, Tephritidae.